Cimex lectularius (bed bug) is the source of this 5592-nucleotide messenger RNA. RefSeq names its product brefeldin A-inhibited guanine nucleotide-exchange protein 1 (gene Sec71). Gene Ontology annotation, biological process: regulation of ARF protein signal transduction. Bases 137 to 5119 code for a protein of 1660 amino acids. NCBI's taxonomy places the organism in Eukaryota, Metazoa, Arthropoda, Insecta, Hemiptera, Cimicidae. The transcript is spliced from 28 exons. Gene Ontology annotation, molecular function: guanyl-nucleotide exchange factor activity. The record is from RefSeq and is a predicted model, not a curated record.
ACGGUCUCUGUUGCCUGCCUCGUCCACCUCAAAAUGGUUGUCACAAUAACGUCAGCCAGUCGCAGUUAUGUUUAGUGGGAGCGGACCGGAUCCGAACGAUUUAUGGCGAAGCCGUCGGCCGUUCCUCUUUUGAAAAAUGCAAAACAGUUUCAAAUCAAAAGAGAUGUUCAUCGUCAAGGCUUUAGAGAGGAUCCUCAGCGACAAGGACAUCAAGAAGUCGCACCAUUCACAGUUGAAGACCGCCUGUGAGGUGGCAUUAGGUUGCCUAAUUUGCCGUAUUACCUUUUUAGAUGAUAUAAGGAAAGAGCUGAAGGAGGGCGAUAUCGAGGAUCCUUCGUCCUCGACCCUCCCGCUCCCGAGGGAAGGGAACGACAUCGUCUCGGCUGAAAAGUACUUCUUGCCUUUCGAACUCGCCUGUCAGAGCAGGUCGCCGAAGAUAGUCGUCACCGCUCUCGACUGCCUGCAGAAAUUAAUUGCCUAUGGCCAUUUGACUGGGAACAUUCCUGAUUCGACAACCCCCGGUAAAUUGUUGAUCGAUAGGAUUGUUGAGACGAUUUGCAAUUGUUUCAUCAACCCACAGACGGACGAGAAUGUACAGCUGCAAAUCAUCAAGGCCGUCCUUACCGUUUCGACGUCUCAGCACGUCGAGAUACACGAAGGUACCGUCCUUCUCAGCAUCAAGACCCUCUACAGCAUCUACAUCGGGAGCAAGAACCUAAUCAACCAGACGACCGCCCGGGCGACACUGACUCAGGCGAUAAAUGUCAUCUUCGCCCGCAUGGAGGCCCAGGCGGUCGAGGAGGUGGAAAAACUACGUGAAGUCCCUCCUGAAGAGUCAGAGCCGACAAGUGCAGAGGUUGUUACUCAAAUUUUGAACAGUAUUGUCGAUAACCUUCCGAUUCUGGACAAUCAAGAUAAACAGGCUAACACGGAAGAGCCAGAACCUGCUCACAAUCAUAUUCAGUCUAAUUCUUUAAAUAGAGUGCCUUCACAAGUGAGUGAAGACAGCAUGGAUGUUGGCGAAGUUAUAACAGCAGGGGUCGGUGCUGACGGCGACAAUAACAAAAUCCAAGCCCAUUUUACUCACAUACUUCAAAAAGAUGCAUUCCUUGUUUUCAGAACGCUUUGCAAACUGUCAAUGAAGCCUUUACCGGACGGGAUGAUAGAUCCUAAGUGUCAUGAACUGCGUUCGAAGAUACUCUCGUUGCACCUGAUACUUUCGAUUCUGCAGUCGGCCGGGCCGGUUUUCAGAACGAACACGAUGUUCGUGUCGGCGAUCAAGCAAUACUUGUGCGUCGCCCUUUCGAAGAACGGCGUCUCGUCUGUGCCGCAGGUGUUCGAGCUGUCGCUUUCUAUAUUCCUGGCGCUCCUCGAGAAGUUCAAGAUGCACUUGAAGAUGCAGAUCGAGGUUUUCUUCAAAGACAUCUUUCUGAACAUUCUUGAGACGUCGAGCUCGACUUUCGAACACAAGUGGAUGGUGAUACAAGCGUUGACUCGGAUAUGCGCCGAUGCUCAAAGCGUCGUCGACAUGUAUGUCAACUACGACUGUGAUUUAAGUGCCGCUAAUUUAUUUGAAAGAUUGGUGAAUGAUUUAUCAAAAAUUGCGCAAGGGAGACAGGCACUCGAGUUGGGAGCGACGCCGAAUCAAGAAAUGUCCAUGAGGAUCAAAGGUCUCGAGUGUUUGGUGUCGAUUCUCAAAUGUAUGGUCGAAUGGAGCAAGGAUCUUUACGUAAACCCAAAUCUAAACGCCAGCCUUGGUUUGGAAACAAAGACAAACCAUGAUGAUUCAAGUACGCCUAAGACGAGUCUAAGGUCGUACGGAAGUGUCAGCUCUCUCGGGAGCGAAACGGGAAAACAGGACGUACCGCAACAGCUCCAGCAGUUAAAACAUCAAAAAGAAAUCUGGGAAACUGGAAUUGAAAUGUUUAACCGUUCGGGGAAAAAAGGCGUGGUCUAUCUGCAGGAGCAAGGCGUCCUCGGUAAAUCGACCGUCGAGGUCGCCGACUGGCUCCACUCGGACGAAAGGCUCGAUAAGACAGGAAUAGGUGAUCUUCUAGGUGACAACACGGAUUUUGCCAAAGAAGUCAUGUACAAGUACGUCGACCAGAUGGACUUCAGCGGCAAGGACCUCGUCGCCGCUCUGAGACAAUUCCUCCAGGGUUUCAGGCUUCCGGGCGAAGCGCAAAAAAUCGACAGGCUGAUGGAGAAGUUUGCAAGCAGAUACUGCGAAUGCAAUCCAAACAAUGGACUUUUUGCAAGUGCUGAUACUGCUUAUGUUCUCGCUUACUCUAUUAUCAUGUUGACCACUGACCUCCACUCACCGCAGGUCAAGCAUAAAAUGACAAAGGAGCAGUACAUUAAGCUAAAUCGAGGCAUAAGCGAUUCUGAAGACCUGCCCGAAGAGUAUUUAAGCAAUAUUUAUGAUGAGAUUGCAGGGCAUGAGAUAAAAAUGAAAGCGACCAACAAACCGGGCAAACAAGUGAUCGCAAAUGAAAAGAAAAGGAAACUUCUCUGGAACAUGGAGAUGGAGGUGAUAUCGACCGCGGCGAAAAAUCUUAUGGAAUCAGUCAGCCACGUCCAAGCGCCGUUCACUUCGGCGAAACAUCUCGAACACGUCAAGCCGAUGUUUAAGCUUUCGUGGACACCGUUUUUAGCGGCGUUCAGCGUAGGUCUUCAAGACUGCGACGACCCGGAGAUCGCCGCCCUCUGCCUCGAGGGUAUACGGUGCGCGAUUAGAAUCGCUGCAAUAUUCCACAUGACGCUCGAACGAGACGCGUAUGUUCAAGCAUUGGCAAGAUUUACGCUUCUAACUGCAAACUCGCCUAUCACAGAGAUGAAAGCAAAGAACAUAAAUACAAUCAAAACAUUGAUUUAUGUUGCACAUACUGAUGGAAACUACUUGGGAUGUUCUUGGUUGGACAUAGUUAAAUGUAUCUCGUCUUUAGAACUCGCCCAGGUAGCAGGGACUUCAAUAAAGCCCCAGUACUUUCCAAAUAAUAAAGCAGUCGAUAUUUUGUCAAUUAAGCUUAACCUCGGUUCACUCGAUCCGAGCGUUAAAGAGUCAAUAGGCGAGACAAGUUCUCAGAGCGUGGUCGUCGCAGUUGAUCGUAUAUUCACUGGAUCUCUACGCCUUGACGGUGAUGCCAUUGUUGACUUUGUGAAAGCUCUAUGCCAGGUGUGCGCAGAGGAGUUGAACCACCCGUCGGGUCCUAGGAUGUUCUCGUUGCAGAAGCUUGUUGAGAUAUCGUACUACAACAUGGAAAGAAUACGUCUGCAAUGGUCGAAGAUUUGGCAGGUCCUCGGCGAACUGUUCAACACAGUCGGAUGCCAUCCGAACGUCGACAUCGCUAUAUUCGCGAUCGACUCGCUGAGGCAGUUGUCCAUGAAAUUCAUUGAAAAGGGUGAAUUUCCCAAUUUCAGGUUCCAGAAAGAUUUCCUCCGUCCUUUCGAGCAUAUCAUGAAGAAAAGCACUAACCCUACGAUAAGAGACAUGGUUGUGAGGUGUAUAGCGCAGAUGGUCAAUUCGCAAGCGCACAAUAUUAAGUCCGGCUGGAAGAACAUCUUCAGCGUAUUUCACUUGGCGGCUUGCGAUCAUGAGGAGAACAUAGUAGAAAUGGCUUUUCACACAACAGCCCAUAUUAUAAAACAUCUUUACGCCGAACAUUUCAGCGUGAUGCUUGACAGUUUUCAGGAUGCCGUCAAAUGCCUGUCGGAGUUUGCGUGCAACGCGAGUUUCCCCGAUACAAGCAUGGAGGCGAUCCGUUUGAUCCGAUCCUGCGCGGACUGCGUACACGACAAACCUUACGUGGUUUCUGAACACUGGGACAAUAGCGAGGACGGCCCGUGGGUGCGAGGCUGGUUCCCUCUUCUAUUCGAGCUUUCCUGCAUCGUCUCAAGGUGCAAACUCGACGUCAGGACGCGUGCGCUUACGAUUCUAUUCGACAUCGUCAAGACGCACGGGCAGGCCUUCAAACCUCACUGGUGGUGUGACCUUUUUCAAGUCCUCUUUAGGAUUUUCGACAACAUGAAACAUCCCGAACUGCAGUCAGACCCGAAAUCGACGGAUCCAAAACUCGAGGAAAACACUGAGUUGAUCGGAAUGACGCCUGUUACGUGCCAACAGAAAGCAGAGUGGAUGACGACGACAUGCAACCACGCUCUGUACGCCAUCGUCGACGUAUUUACUCAAUAUUUCCACAUACUGGGCCCUCUGUUGCUCGAAGAUCUAUACAACCAGCUUCUCUGGUGUGUCAGACAGAAGAACGAGCAGCUAGCGACUUCGGGGACCAACUGCCUUGAAAACCUCGUAAUAUCAACCGGGCAGCAGUUCACCGAACAGACUUGGGACAUGACUUGCCAGUGCCUGCUCAAAAUGUUCCAGUCGACAGCGCCGCACGGACUCCUCAAAUGGACGCCCGAAGAGAAGAACCACCAGCCGCAGCUCUACUCAAUUCAAAACAUGGUUCAGCUCGAGCUAAUUCAAACCGUCGACAACAUCAUUUUCUAUCCGGCGACUUCGCGAAAAGAGGAUCUAGAAAAUCUAGCAAUGGCCCAGGGCGAAGUGGGAGAAGGGUUGGCUGAGACGCAAAGGGAGGAACAGGGCAUGUACACCAGUCUCAGCAGUCAGCAUCUCAUUAUGCUCACCGACUGCCUUCUCGAAGUGCACUCGCUCGCUAAACAGUUCAACACGAACCACAAUCAGCGCAAUCUUCUCUGGAAAGCCGGAAUUUACGGCGAAAAGAAGCCCGAUCUGAUUGCGCAGGAGACGUCGAGCCUCGCCUGCGCUUUACGCAUCCUUCUCAAGAUGUCGUGCGACGAGGGAAGGAGGGACGCUUGGCCAAAAGUCCAGCACAUGUUGAUCCAAGUGACAAAUGAUUCCCUAUCUUAUUUCCUUGCGAUACCGUCUGAGACACAUCGUACCGUAUGGACUUCUUUGUUAUUACUCUUUUUUACAAGAUUACUCAAAAUGCCUGAUGAAAAGCUCCAAGUUCAUAUAAACGCGCAUUAUUUCCUCCUUUGCAACAUGAUCGCCCUGGACUUGAAACCGGAGCUCAGAUCGUUGCUUACGAAGGUGUUUAUGCGCGUCGGGCCCCUGUUUUCGAUAUCGACGUCGCAGUGAAGAAAGUAGCCGUUCGAAGGAAAGAGAAAUCACCCGCACUGCAUUUAGACUUCUAGUCACCGAGUCGCAUCCUCAACAAGCGUACACGAGGACUCGUUAACCGACGGCCAGCCUUUCUUAUCCCCUUUCCAUCAAACUCCUCCCGUCCCUUUUGUUUUCUCUUGUUAUUUAAUUUUAAUUUUUUUUUAAUCAUUCACAUUUUUUCAAAGCAUCAGAGAAAAGUGGCUGUGUCUUUUAAGAAAUGUAUUAUGAAUCAUAACACUAAUAAUUUGCUAUUAGUUUGUUUGUUAUAGUCAUAAUUGCCUUCAUCUGAAGGAGAAUCAUUUAUUAUUUAAAAGAAAUGAGAUUUAUAUAUAAAUAUAUAUAAUGCUUUUGAUAAGUAAGUAUUAUGUAAAAGAAAUAUUUAUUAUGUAUUAUACUGUUAUAUAGGUUGAUUUAAUAGAAAAAUAUAUAUUAUAAUUAUCUAUAAAAAA